AUGUUGAGUUGGGACAGCGAGGAGUUCAACUUUGUCGGCCUUGCACGGAGCCCUGUCAAGCGGACGCCCCGGACGUACUACGACGACGAUGGCGCAGUGAUCAAGACCGAAGAGCCUUUCUCCGGCUCAACGACUGACCGCAUGUCCACGGGGAGUGCUCGCUCGGCCGGGUACUCCUCAGUUGGACCUGCAAGCAGCGCUCGCCAUCGCCAGGCUCUCCAGCCGAUGGCCGAAAACAGCGUGUACACGCCCGCUCCUCCUUCCGCGCUGGACAGCAUGGUCAACAUCAUCUCGACCUCCAUUUCCUGCAACAAGAAGGCCCUGACGGCAAGUCGAUCCGGCCUACCCGUGUCCCGGACGCUGAAGCUGUCGCCUGCGGACACCACGCGCACCACGGCGGGCGAGAAGAGAGAUCAAUCGGUGUUGGUUAGGGCGGGCACGCCUGCGGCCGCCGUCAGCAGGGGGCACCAGCGGCAGGAGCAGCAGGAAUCGGUGUCGCCGGCCGGCAACAUUCCUCACGGUGAUCACACUCACCGCUCGAUGACCCGGUCUGCUCUCCUCUCCGCCCUGGAUCACUCACCGUACACUCCCCAGCAACAGCACCAACAGCAAGGAUCUCCUGUUUCACGCGACGACAGUUCGCGAAGAGCAACACAGGCCGACAACAACGCGGCCUCCCCGUCUUUCUCUUCGGACAUCCCCACCGGGAUCAAGAAGGCCUCAUCCCCGUCUUCUCCGCAGGCCUACGCCGAGCACCACGACCACGAUGGCCCCUUGACACCGUCCUUCCUUGCGCCGGCAGCGAGACUCGGCGAAACGGGCUUUACCGACGACGAGCGCAGCCGUACGUGGUCUGAGUGCUCCUUCACCAACGCGGUGUUCUCCCCAGACCCGGCCACCCCCACCGUGGCGCAAGAGAGUCGAGGCGGCAACACCGCCGUGGGCAGCGGCGGCAACACCACCGUGGGCAGCGGCGACAGAGGUGGGGUGGCCAGAGGUGGGAUGGCCAAAGGCGAAGAAGGUCAGGGCGCUAGGGCGACGCCGACUCUGCUGCAGAGAAGGACUAGCAGCCCGCCUGCGUCGGAGAUCGCGUACACCCGCGACCACACCACUACCGCUCACACCGCGUGCACCCCGGCAGCCGUGUCGGCACUCGUGCGAAUGGGCGGCCGCUCCGUGGCAGCGGAGACACCCGGGAGCGGAACAGCUGCGAACAGGUACCGCGGUUUCAUUGCGCAGAGCCCGAUCGCGCUUUCCGCCACCGCGAAGAAAGAAUGCCCCGAGGAGGGAGAGGCGGAAGUGCCGAGCACCCCCGCCGCAGCGGCGACUCUCGCGGCAAUGAUGAAGGGCGCUAGCGCUGGCGUGCGUGGUUCUGAUACUACUGCUGCUGAGGAACAGGGGGUAAUCGCGGGCAAGAACCAGGGCUUUGCCUCCCAAGAAGCUUCAGAAGUACGGCCAAAGGAUGUGGCGAACUUGCGCCAGCGGAGGACAGCGGCUCCCGAGACACCAUCCCGACGAGAGGGCAUGAGUGCCGGGCUACCGAUGAUAACCCCAAGGCGCAGGAAGGCGGCGUCACAGCUUCUCGACCUAAGCAAGGCAACUCCGAGGGGAAUGAUCAGGGGAUUGCUGUCGGGCAACGGCCAUCCCGCCCAGGCUUUGCAGAACAAGCACCAGUCGCACCAGCGCUUCGUGCCCCAGGUGGCUAAGCUGGUGGAGAACGUUGAGGAGGAGACUCCGCGAGCGCUGCUGAAAGGAGCUUGCGUUCGCGAAGACAACCGCUCUCGGUGCAAGUCCACAUCCGUUGCAGAAGCUGCCGCCGCUGCCGCUGCCGCCGCAGCUGCUACCUCGGCGGCUGCUGUUGCCGCGGCGGGUUCCGCGGACGGGGCAGGCGGCUUCGUGGAGGGUCGCGAGGCGGGCGACACUAGUGCCGAGCUAGUCGCGGACCAAGCCCCGUGUUCGGUACCCGCACACCCUGCGGCUUCCGCACCCAGCCCCCCCUCCGCUGCCUCCGUAGCCGUGGUUCACCAUGGUGUUUCUGCGAUGAGAGCGGGGAGGGUGUUCGUGAAGGCGGUCCUGGUUCUCAUCCUGCUGGCUCUGCUUUGCGGGGCUUUGGUGGUCGUGGCGGAUGUUGUUGUCUUCGUUUGCCUUGCUUUCACCGACCCGACACCAACCCAGCCCAUCUACUAACAGAGAAAUGAGGUGAUGCUGGUGUGAAGGUUGACUACUGUGCAAUAAAUGUUUUCGGUGGGAGUAUGCGAAACACACCCAUAGGACAGUGCGAGCAACUAGGUUGUCAAAGCUACUCAAUGCGUGGCAUUCACAGGUCCUGCGCCAACGCUACCCCAGUCGUUGUGGUUUCAUUUAGUGCGGUUGCUUGCUGAAAUUAGGCUUGACGGUUGCGUCGAUGCCGCCUCCAUGUUUCGAUUUUGCUGAGAUGGCUCGUUAGUCGCGU
Ectocarpus siliculosus is the source of this 2452-nucleotide messenger RNA. NCBI's taxonomy places the organism in Eukaryota, Phaeophyceae, Ectocarpales, Ectocarpaceae. The record is from the annotation of a GenBank genome assembly.